This is a messenger RNA of Tuber melanosporum (Perigord truffle), 630 nucleotides long. RefSeq lists its product as uncharacterized. Gene Ontology annotation, cellular component: dolichol-phosphate-mannose synthase complex; endoplasmic reticulum membrane. The transcript has 3 exons. The record is from RefSeq and is a predicted model, not a curated record. Gene Ontology annotation, molecular function: enzyme regulator activity. Lineage: Eukaryota; Fungi; Ascomycota; Pezizomycetes; Pezizales; Tuberaceae. The coding region runs from base 142 to 393 and encodes 83 amino acids. Gene Ontology annotation, biological process: GPI anchor biosynthetic process.
GCCAUCACUUACCAGAAACUUCAUCACGCUCCUUUCUUUCACAAAAAACCCCCCUCCACAGAAACUUCGAACUCCGAACCCGUCCACCCCCUCUUUUUUUUUUUGAUUUUAGCCAUGCUUGCAAAGCUCAUAGGCGUCAUGAUGCUAAUGGUCGCAUCCAUCGUGUUCCUGUACUAUAGUAUUUGGACCCUAUUUAUGCCCUUUGUGGACGAGGGCCACCAACUCCACGACCUGUUCCCGCCACGCGUGUGGGCGAUCCGCAUUCCGGUCAUUUUGAUUCUGGUCGGGAUUGCAGUUGUGGGAAGUUUCUUGAGUGUGGUUAUGAUCCGGAGUGGCAGGAAGAAGGCGGCUAAGGCGAGGGCGAAGGCUAGCCAAGGAAAGAAGAAGAACUAGAGUGAGUGUGUGGAAAGCUGGGGCUUUCUUCAAGGGAGCUAGGUGGGGUGGUUGGGACAAGAGGGGAAGGGGUUCUUGGCGUGGAAUGGAUAUUAUGGUCUCUAAUAUGGCCUUUUUUUUUUUUUGCGUGUGGUUAUGGUCUAAGUGAGUUUCCGCGGGCGAUGAUAGCAACUGACUUCUCUUGUCCGGCGUACGGGAAAGGGGAUAGAUAGAGAAUAAGUGUUUGGUAUGGGGAAA